This is a messenger RNA of Epinephelus lanceolatus (giant grouper), 2682 nucleotides long. RefSeq names its product cornichon family AMPA receptor auxiliary protein 3 (gene cnih3). Gene Ontology annotation, biological process: vesicle-mediated transport. Lineage: Eukaryota; Metazoa; Chordata; Actinopteri; Perciformes; Serranidae. The record is from RefSeq and is a predicted model, not a curated record.
GGAAACACUGUUUUUUUUACGCCUUGUGCACAAAGUGGCACAGAGCACAGAUCGGCUCCAGCACGGCUCCUUCUGUCGCUAAUGAAUGGAUUCCCUGCAAAUCCACCUCUCUCGGAUGCUUUUGAGCGCAGCCUUCUCAUAGGCUAUUAUUAAUUUCCAGUCAUCUGUGGGGAGAGUGCUGCCGUUCUGUGGUUAGGCUACAUGAUUAUCUCACCAACGCUGUGGACACUGAUCGUUGAACAUGCCAAGUGCACUGAUUUGAGACCAGCUUUGACUUCAGAGUCGCAUCAGCGCUGCUGGGUGGACACAGAGCUGAUCAUCUGGAGAGGGUUUCUGCAACAAUUUGUUGCAAACAUUGUGAGGGGCGAAGUCAUGGUGCCGUUACCACAUCGGCUUCUCAUGGCACCGUGAGAACUUUGUUCUUCCGGACUCCCCCCCUUUCCCCCUUUAUUUCUUUUACAUGUUUGUCAGCGGGAUCGUGCUUCUUUGGGAAAAUAUCCACCAUUUUGCGUUUCAAUUAUGUUCACUUUUGCUGCCUUCUGCUACAUGCUGUCUCUGGUCCUCUGUGUGUCCCUGAUCUUCUUUGCAAUAUGGCACAUAACAGCUUUUGAUGAGCUUCAGGCUGACUUCAAGGUUCCAAUCGAUCAGGGCAAUCCACUCCAUGCGAGGGAGAGACUGCGGAACAUUGAGAGAAUCUGCAACUUACUGAGGAAGUUGGUGCUACCUGAGUACUCCAUCCAUGGACUCUUCUGCAUCAUGUUCCUGUGUGCUCAAGAGUGGCUGACUGUGGGCCUCAACAUCCCCCUGCUCUUCUACAACACGUGGAGUAGGUACUUCCAUUCCCCAACGGACACUAAGGAGCUGCUCUACGACCCAGCAUCCGUGAUGAAUGGCGACACACUCAAAUUCUGCCUAAAGGAGGCCUGGUGCAAGCUGUCCUUCUUCGUCCUCUCCUUUUUCUACUAUCUCUACUGUAUGAUCUACUCCUUGAUUACCUCAUAUAACGACUGAUAUGUCAGCAACUGGAAAGAAACAAAAACCCUCUGGAUACGCAGAUUGCCACUGUCUUAUUUGAGAAUAGAAAGUGAAGAAAUUUCAAAGUGAAGAAGAGAUUUCUUUUUCUUUUUUUGCUGUGAAGUCAAACAAUGAACUGCAUGGGGGUCAAGCUUCUUUUCUGACUAGUCCCCUUAAGACAGAAGGACAUGUUUUAUGCUCGCCUGUUUAUAAAAACUGAAGACAGUCCUGUUUACAGUUUGACUGGUCGUAGCAAGACCCGAGUUAAUCACUGCCUGGCCAACGUUUGUACCACACAAACAUACACACACACAAACACAAACACACACACACACACAUACACGCAAACAAAAACACAUUUUAGCACACAUGCACAGCCUCCUCUGGAGUGGUACGGUACUUACUGUACAGUAGCAGCGCAAGUAGCCCAGGGGACGAAGAACACAGUAGCAUUUGCACUGUUUGUCUCAGGCACAGCAUGGUGAAGCACCGUCCAGCACAGCACAGCUCACCAACCCUCAGUCAUUCCUCCUCCUCCUCAAUGUCUCACAAACUGUAGCUAAACAGACGAGUCCAAAACAAGGGAUGAAUGGACAAGAUAACACUGUACAGAAAAGAAAACGUUCUGGGGGAACUGCCAGAGCAGCCAGUUCUCUAUAUUUUCUCCUGGAUAGCACAGUCCAUGGCCCAUAGGUUUUUCUUUUUAACAUUAUGUGAAUGGCUUUUGUGACGUGUGCAUUUUGGUGUAUUCUUUAACAAAAGGCAUUUCUAAUUGAAUUAUGAUCUACAGCAACCAGUAUUCUAUACAGCAAAUGCCUUCUUAGUGUUGUCCUAGUGUCGUUCUAUUGUGGGAAACUUUUCUAAAACUCUGACUAAAAACUGACACCUGUCGAAGCUUUUAUAGUAGAGGAGCACACAUUCUUUGCACAAAUAGUGUCUUGCACAAUAUUCUCAAUAUUUGGCUUUAUAUUAGAGAUCAAUUAAGAUAGUCUAGCCACACAGGUUAGGGUCUUCCAACAUGUAAAGAUAUAUCCAGCCCUAUUUAAAGAUGGGGGGACAAUGUGAAUCUUUUCUAGCUUGAUUUACACCAUGGACCAUAAUGAUGUCUUUUCAGUAUUGAAAUGUAUUUAUUUAUGUCUAUUUAUGAGAUACUGAUGGCUUGCCUCCAUGCACUACCUUAAACUAAAUGUUUUUUUCCAAUGUAAGCAGACCAUGAUAAGACAGAAUGAGUAGUGAAUAAAGCAGAAGAUGAGAAAGGUGCUGAGGAUUGAUCUGUCUUUCUCUGUGAUUUGAAUAAAAGCAACUGUAGCAGAUGAUGCAAAUGAUACAUGAGAUCUGUGUGAGCUGUCUAGGAAUAUUGAGGUACCGUACAGUGAUCCCAGAGACGAAGUUGCUCCCUUCCAUAUGCAGGUCAAAGUGUCUUUCACAGAGACACAAGCAGGCCAAGGGCUUGAACCUGCCUCUUCCAUGUGUAGCACAAUUUUCUAACCACCAUCACCUUCACACAGUGAGCUCACUUCUUAAACUGCUACUCCAGGAGCAGAUAGGAAUGCCCAAUUCUUGUUUUCUCUUAUUCUAGUUCCAAGCAUUUUCUAUUCUUACUGUGUAUGUGACCAACCAUGUUGAAUUUAGAUAUUGUUUAUGAAAUAAAGUAUUUUAAAAUUCAAA